ACGAGGUCGAGUACAAACGGAGAGUUGCGAGUUCAGCCCAUUAACCAUGUCUGCUGUUUCUUUCAGCAAGAAGAAUCGAAACCAGGUCGUUAGAGUUUAGCCGUAGUUUGUGUUCAAGCUACAGUAAUUGUUUCUUUUACGGGCUGUUGGCUAAGAACUGGACAACGAGGCGAGUUGAUAGUCAUGACCAUUGAAGUCCGCACGCCUACUGAGCAUAUGUCCGCCGGAGAAAGAAAUAACGAAAACGGCAUGUGCCCUCACGAUCGUCGAUCUUCCAUGGAGAGUCCUAAACAGUCGUCAUUUCUCAUCCGAGAUAUUCUGAGCGAAACGUCCGACACGAGAUAUGGUUUGGUUCAGAAAGAACACGAGAAGAAUGAUAUUUCAACAGAUUUAUCCGACUUUAGUGAAUGUAAGCCUGACUUAACUCAAGAAAUAAUGGCAGACAGUCGUGUUAAGCCUAAUUACCCUCUAGUUGAUUAUGACGAAAACCGUGGAGGGAACACGGGAACCGAUGAAGAAGAUAUAGUGACAGGUGAAGACGGUCAGGAUAACGAAAGAAACACGAAUUGUUCUUUUAGAAGUAAGAAACAGAGAAAAGCUAGAACAGCUUUCACUGAUCAUCAACUACAGACCUUAGAGAAGUGUUUUGAACGACAAAAAUACCUGAGUGUCCAAGAACGGAUGGAACUAGCUUCAAAGUUAAACCUAACAGACACGCAAGUCAAGACUUGGUACCAGAACAGAAGAACGAAAUGGAAGAGACAAACUGCUGUGGGGUUGGAGUUGCUUGCAGAAGCCGGCAAUUAUGCAGCUGUCCAAAGGAUGGUACAAACAACACCAUAUUGGCUGUCUAAGUUCACCUCUUCCUCACCACAUCCACCUUUAGGGAGCCUGACAAGCCUGGACCUUUACUACAAGCAGUCCGCUGCUGGACUACUCAAGCCUCUUCCUUUCAAGUUGUAUCCUCCUUCCAUGAGCUGGCUGCCAUCACCUAGCAAUGUUGUUCCUCUAUCUGCGACGUCCCGAGAGACCUCCGAGAAGACCCUACUCAGCCAGCCAGCUCCGUCUAGCUCCUAUGCACACUUGAAAGAACUUUCUUGGCCGUCACUGUAGGCAAUAUUGGUAAAUAUAACCAGCGGGGAAUCAAAGUUGUUAAGUAGAGUUGAAUAGUAAUAUCAGUUGGUGAUUUUUAUAUCGUGAAUGUUUCGCUCUUUGGUCUAAGAUUAGCAGUGAUUUAGAUAGUUGAAAUUGACAAAUAUACAAGCCCUUUGCUGUAUAGUAUUGUACGUGGAAUCGUAAAACGAUAUGUCACAUCGAAGAACGUUAUAAAGUUAAACUUACCUUAAAUCAAUAAUUAAUAACAGUAAAUUAAUGCAGAAAAAAUUAUUUAGAGGAGUUUUUCAGUGCAGUAAAAACGUUGGGCUUUAAAAAGUACUGUGAUAAAAAAAUUAAAUCAUAAUGGCAGGACAAUUCAACUUCUCUGAGAAACGCUGCCACAAAAAGCAGUGAUAACAUAUACUUUCCAGAUUAUGACCAGUUUUGCUGACUCAGUAUCCAUUUUCGUAAAAGUUCCUGUUUUUUGUGAUGUCUAAAUACAUUGUGUUUGGAAUCUGAAAGUGUUUUAAAGAUUCAGUUUACAAAUUUUGGCUACUGGCUUAGAUAAAAUGUUAAGUAUCCUUUAAUAUUCAGGCAUAUUAAAAAACGAGAGAAAGUGGUCUAAAGAUACUGACAUUACGUAUGGAUUGAAAACGAUUAAAGAUUUGAUCCACAAAGCGUAAGAGCUUAAAGUACUUGAAGUUUAGUUAUUUUCCAUGGACUAAUAAAAAUGGCUGAAUAUUCAAAGGCAGAUUAGCAAUAAAAAGUGCAUAUUGUUUCAAAUACAUAGACGUAACAAAUGGUUCAAAAGGUUUCUGAAGUUAUAAAAUAGGCCCAAGUCCUAAAUGUUGUUGAUGUAUUAGAAAUGUUUUCCAGAUUCAUAUGUAGAUAAUGAAUUAAGAAUUGUCUGAAAAUUCGGGCAUAGCCUGGGUACCAGAGUAUAAAAAAUAGCCUAAAUGAUAAAAUACAACUAAAGGUUUAAAGAGGUCGAAAAUUUAAAUUUAAUAAAGUAACAUGAAUAUUAAGAUUUUUUUUUCAAUAAUUAAUGUAGAACCGGCGCUAAAGGAGGGGGGGGGGGCUUGAGAUUUGUUCCUCCCUAAGGUAAUGCCGUCCAUUAAUGUAAUUGUUCAUAUAUUUUCGAUGUAGCCUCAUUAUAUAUACCCUUUUCCACUCCCUCCAUUUAAGAAAAUCUUGAGCCGGGGCUAUUAAGAAUCACGUGCAGAACAAGUGUUCCGUAGUUGCCGGACGAUUAACAAGGAUGACAUAGGUUAGAGGGUUGAAAAUGGCCUGACGGUUGAAAUGUAGUUCAUGAAUUACAACUGGUUAAGGGAAUGUGAAACAAUUUUAGGAUUAGACAUGGCGUAAAGAUUCUGAUAGCAUUAAAAUAUUCACGAAGUUUUACCAGAACCUCUUAUUGAGCGAGAGGUCAUUGAGACGACUUACCUUCUUAGCAACAUCCAAGGGCAGAGUCACGGUGGUGAGGGGAAGUAUAGGAAAUCAUAUAGUUGUGAUAAAAAUCUUUAGCAGGUUUUGACAUGAAGGCUAGGCUAUUCGAAGCAACUAUAAUGUAAAAGAUGAAAUCUGGAUUAUGUUGCAGGCCAACCGAAAAUUUUAAAUUAUUUUAGAUUUUUAAUAGUGAUUUGAAAAGAAUAUUAAUAAAUAGGACCACUAAAUUGAACAAGAAGAAAGAACUGGUAUAAUUUACAAGACCACUCUGAAUUAUGCGAUAGAAGAUUUAGACGAAUGCUAAUAUACUAAAGGUUUUUAUAACUGGAAAUAGCAAAACGUCUAAACUAUUCAGUCAAAUUUAAGUUAAUAAUAAGUUAUAAACAAUGAAAAAGUUAUGUUAUAUACUGGAUACUACGCUAUAUUGAGUGCACACUUAAAUAUUUUUAUCUCAUCUAUGCCGUCCGUUUGUUACUUGGAUAUACACAUUUGAUUAUGUAUGCUCUUUAGUAUACUAUUCUGUGAUUAACAGGAAUUUGAAGUAAGAAAUUGAUCACAUUGUUCAAACAAUGAUAUCUGGCGGAUUCUCGUUAACUGUUAUUUUUCUAUGUAUGAUUGUAUAUAUAUAUAAAAUAUAAUGAGUAUAUAGUGUUAAUGUUCCAGUCGGGAUAACUUCAACAAUGUCGCUGAGGUUUCUUGGCUAUUUCUGUAAAUAACUUUGAAUGAUGUGUAAAAUAUUUUCUUAUUUUUAAAAGAUGAAUGUUCAGUUAUUUGUAAGUCUUCAUGUUUUGUUCAGCACUAAUUGAACGAGAAUAUUACAGUUAUUACGUAGACCAAACAAAUGCAGUUAUUUUUGUGAACACAAGUUAACAUUAAUUUUUUACAUGAUAUCAUUUCUUAUAUUUCUUUUAUGUUGUAAAAAGUGAAGCACUGUUAAUGGAAAUUC
Messenger RNA from Limulus polyphemus (Atlantic horseshoe crab), 3487 nucleotides. Its product is annotated as homeobox protein ceh-31-like. Gene Ontology annotation, molecular function: DNA-binding transcription factor activity, RNA polymerase II-specific; DNA binding. Gene Ontology annotation, biological process: regulation of DNA-templated transcription. Lineage: Eukaryota; Metazoa; Arthropoda; Merostomata; Xiphosura; Limulidae. The transcript is spliced from 3 exons. The record is from RefSeq and is a predicted model, not a curated record. Bases 184 to 1113 code for a protein of 309 amino acids.